CGUAACUGUUUUUUUUUUUUUAUGGAGUCACUGCCAUUAGACAGCUCACAAGCCCAAUUUGCAUGGGUGGGCGGGGUAGGCGUGGCUACCCCCUCAGUUAAGAAUGGAGUGGAGAUGUCAGUCAAAAGGCAGAAAAAAAACUACAUUUGUAUCCAGUCCAGCUGCAGGCAGGAUUAGUAGCGGAAGACUGCUAGAGACAAGCAGCUGAUCGGGACAUGGGCAGCAAUCUGCAUCCUCGCCAUGGAGACAACACUGUACGGGGUCCUCAUGCAUUGUAUUUUGAAAAUUUAUCAAGGCAAAAAGUUACCAUGGAGAAGACUCUCAAUCAGAGGAAACUUCGAGUAUGUGUCGCCACCUGCAACAGGGCUGAUUACUCCAAGCUGGCACCCAUUAUGUUUGGCAUCAAAGCAGAGCCAGAUCAGUUUGAAUUGAGUGUGGUGGUUAUAGGAUCUCAUCUUAUCGAUGAUUAUGGUAAUACCUAUCGCAUGAUUGAGCAGGACGAUUUUGAUAUCCAGGCCAGGCUGCACACCAUAGUUAGGGGAGAAGAUGAAGCCGCCAUGGUGGAGUCUGUUGGUCUUGCCCUGGUGAAGCUUCCAGAUGUGCUCAACAGAUUGAAACCAGACAUCAUUGUCGUCCAUGGGGAUAGAUUUGACGCAUUGGCCUUGGCCACCACUGCAGCUCUGAUGAACAUUAGGAUUCUGCACAUAGAAGGUGGAGAAGUCAGUGGAACUAUAGAUGAUUCCAUAAGGCAUGCAAUCACUAAACUGGGCCAUUACCAUGUGUGCUGCACCAGGAGUGCAGAGCAGCACCUGAUAGCAAUGUGUGAAGACCAUGACCGCAUCCUCCUUGCGGGAUGCCCCUCUUAUGACAAGCUUCUCAACGUAAAAAACAAGGACUACAUGAGCAUCAUCAGGAUGUGGUUAGGUGAUGAUGUGAAGCCUGAGGAAUACAUCGUCGCCCUACAACAUCCAGUUACUACUGACAUUCGACAUUCCGUAAAGAUGUUUGAGUUCACUCUGGAUGCGCUCCUCUCCUUCAACAAGAGGACAUUGGUCCUUUUUCCAAACAUCGAUGCAGGAAGUAAAGAAAUGGUACGUGUGAUGAGGAAGAAGGGAAUUGAACAUCAUCCCAAUUUCAGAGCUGUGAAGCAUGUGCCGUUUGAACAGUUCAUACAGUUAGUUGCGCAUGCCGGUUGUAUGAUUGGUAACAGCAGCUGCGGUGUGCGUGAAGCUGGGGCUUUUGGAACUCCAGUCAUUAAUUUGGGAACACGUCAGACCGGAAGAGAGACAGGUGAAAAUGUGCUCCACGUUCGUGAUGCAGACACAGAGAAUAAAAUAAUCCAUGCACUUCAGCUCCAGUUUGGAAAACGCUAUCCUUGCUCAAAGAUUUACGGAGAUGGAAACGCUGUACCAAGGAUUGUGAAGUUCCUGAAAUCCAUCAAUUUAGUGGAACCGCUGCAAAAGAAGUUUUGUUUUCCCCCUGUAAAAGAAAACAUCUCUCAGGACAUUGACCACAUCCUGGAAACUUUGAGUGCGUUGGCUGUGGAUCUAGGAGGCACUAAUCUGAGGAUAGCCAUUGUCAGCAUGAAGGGUGAAAUAAUUAAGAAAUAUACACAGCCCAAUCCAAAAACGUAUGAGGAUAGGAUUGAGCUAAUUCUUAAAAUGUGUGUGGAAGCCGCCUCAGAAGCAGUGAAACUGAACUGCAGGAUUCUGGGAGUAGGAAUUUCCACAGGUGGACGUGUAAACCCUCACGAAGGUGUGGUACUUCAUUCCACAAAGCUUAUUCAAGAGUGGAGCUCUGUUGAUCUUAGAACUCCUCUGUCGGAUACAUUACACCUUCCUGUGUGGGUCGAUAAUGAUGGCAACUGUGCUGCGCUGGCAGAAAGGAAGUUCGGCCAAGGCAAAGGAGUAGAAGACUUUGUCACCGUUAUUACUGGCACAGGAAUUGGUGGAGGAGUUAUUCAUCACCAUGAACUUGUCCAUGGAAGCUCGUUUUGUGCCGGUGAACUGGGGCACAUUAUGGUGUCUUUUGAUGGGCCGGACUGUAUGUGCGGCAGCCAUGGUUGUAUAGAGGCAUAUGCCUCUGGAAUAGCCUUGCAAAGAGAUGCCAAAAAGCUGCAUGACGAUGAUCUGCUGUUGGUUGAAGGCAUGUCGUUGAAAAAUGAUGAAUCUGUUACUGCGGUUCACCUUAUACAAGCAGCAAAACUUGGCAAUACCAAAGCCAGCAAUAUUCUCAAAACUGCUGGAACCGCCCUGGGCAUUGGAAUUGUGAACAUCUUGCACACCAUAAACCCAUCACUAGUGAUCCUUUCUGGUGUCCUAGCAAACCAGUACGUCAACGUUGUGAAGGAAGUGAUACGUCAGAGAGGCCUGGCUUCUGUUCAGGAUGUCGAUGUGGUGGUGUCAAACUUGUCAGAUCCUGCUCUUCUGGGCGCAGCAAGCAUGGUGCUCGAUUACACCACACGUAGAACCUACUAGUGAACCCAAGACGUUUAUACUAUAACAUAGACUUUGGUUUAUCAUCUUAAUACAACUCGAACUUGCGUGAAUUAAGAUGUCUGUGUAACAAACUUACUUUCAGGAUAAAGCUGGUCUAGGCAUCCUGAAAGCUA
Spea bombifrons (plains spadefoot toad) is the source of this 2611-nucleotide messenger RNA. RefSeq names its product glucosamine (UDP-N-acetyl)-2-epimerase/N-acetylmannosamine kinase (gene GNE). Gene Ontology annotation, molecular function: UDP-N-acetylglucosamine 2-epimerase activity; N-acylmannosamine kinase activity; hydrolase activity, hydrolyzing O-glycosyl compounds. The transcript has 12 exons. The coding region runs from base 216 to 2477 and encodes 753 amino acids. Lineage: Eukaryota; Metazoa; Chordata; Amphibia; Anura; Pelobatidae. The record is from RefSeq and is a predicted model, not a curated record. Gene Ontology annotation, biological process: UDP-N-acetylglucosamine metabolic process.